AUGACUAUUGUAGAUGGGGAGAACCAUCCCCGUGUUUGGGCAACACUUAUAACAGGAGCCAACUAUCUACCUGGGGUGUUGACGCUAAACUACUCUCUUGUGAGGGCAAGGUCCAAGUAUCCGUUGGUUGCAUUAUACACCGACAAGUUAGACAGAAAAUCACUUGAGGCGUUACACAAGGACAAGAUUGCCACAUUGAAAAUAGAAGCUUUAGAACCCUGCAUUGGGGAACUGCACUUGCAAAUUGACUCCAGAUUUAUAGAUACGUGGACAAAGUUAUACGUUUUCAAGUCAUACCAGUUUAAGAGAAUUGUGCAUUUGGAUUCAGAUAUGUUGGUGUUACAGAAUAUGGAUGAAUUGAUGGAGAUGGAAAUGGGGGAUUUCAAAUUCGCAUCAACACAUGCAUGUCUAUGCAAUCCAUAUAGGUUUAAACACUAUCCGCCUAGUUGGAAUAAGCAGGCCUGCGUCUAUACAUACCAUGACAAACACAUGGCGUCCCGCUUUGAUAUUCCAAAACACAUGGGACCAAGCUCUCACCUUGGAUUGUCAAAAUUAAAUUCGGGAAUUCUCGUUGUAGAACCAUCGGUAGAGACAUUUGACAUGAUACUCGAUGCCUUACAGGAUAAGGAAAAGACUUGCAAUUAUAAAUUCCCGGACCAAGAUUUAUUAGCAGAUGUUUUCUAUAAGAAAUGGCUUUCAAUAUCGUACAUUUACAACUGUUUGAAAACUUUUAAAAAUUGCCAUUCAUCUCUAUGGGACUUGUCACAAAUAAAAAACAUCCAUUAUAUUCUCUCUCCCAAACCUUGGGAUGUUGACCGAAAUUAUUUAGAUGACUCAGGGACUUUUGAAAUGUGGUGGAAUAUGAACGACGAACGUUUACGCAUGUCCAAUAGUCCCUGUUCUUGA
Pichia kudriavzevii is the source of this 906-nucleotide messenger RNA. RefSeq lists its product as uncharacterized. The transcript has a single exon. The record is from RefSeq and is a predicted model, not a curated record. Gene Ontology annotation, molecular function: glycosyltransferase activity. The coding region runs from base 1 to 906 and encodes 301 amino acids. NCBI's taxonomy places the organism in Eukaryota, Fungi, Ascomycota, Pichiomycetes, Pichiales, Pichiaceae.